Eimeria acervulina is the source of this 453-nucleotide messenger RNA. RefSeq lists its product as hypothetical. The coding region runs from base 1 to 453 and encodes 150 amino acids. The record is from RefSeq and is a predicted model, not a curated record. The transcript has 4 exons. NCBI's taxonomy places the organism in Eukaryota, Apicomplexa, Conoidasida, Eucoccidiorida, Eimeriidae.
AUGAUCGGCCAUGCGUGUCUAGCUCGCCGAUUCCAUCGCAUAUUCGGAAUAUCUGACGGUGCCCUCCUUGGGCGUGCAAGAAGGGCUUCCCAAACGCGCUUCAAUUCAUCGUUGACCUCGCUGACUACUUCCUCGGACGCCCCCAAUGAUGAGGACAAUGCAACCUAUGGAAGACGCACUCGCCAAGUAUACUGGUUCAGCCCGGAUCUAAAGUCCCCGAGCGUCGAGCUUCCCUCCGGAAAGCAAUGCUUUGUCUUCAACGCAAAAAGAGAUCAAGAUGGCGAGCUGGAGCCUGUCCUGUGCUUUGUGGACCGGCACGGGAGACGACUGAUGUGGAUGGACGCGGAGGAACUUCGUGAAUUUGAAAAACUCAUACCUCGUCUUGAAGAAUAUUUCAAGUUGUACUCACCAGACGAGAAUUUCGGGACAGACGCGCACGCCACAAACGAUUGA